UCCUGGCAUUAAUUGUUAUUCAUCAUUCAUUAUUCGCUGUCGUGUGCACCAAACUCGGUGCCUCGAACAACGCCUGUCCCUGCCUCUUCCAGCUCCCCGAAUCUACGCUGGGCCACCCCAAGCUCCGCUCCAAUUGCACCGUCAUGCAUGCAUGCUCCGAAGCUUAAACAUUUCCCCCCUCUUGUGCCUGUUACUCUAUUAGUUUGUUGAAUAAUACUUAUAUUCCUGCUCCCACCGCCCUUCAGCUUACGCUUCCCUCUUCUACCUUUCUUCUAUCUGCUUCUACUUGCGCUCUCAUCUUCACGAAUCAUCGCCUUCAUACAUACUCCAUUCUAUACAUAGAUAGCCACUUCUACACCUCCAUUAACACCAUGGCUGCGCCUCGGUCAACGUCACUCCGUGCCCUUCGCCAGCUGUCUGCGUGCAGUAGGCAGACUGUUCAGGUCCGCAAGCUACAUAUGACCGGUCCUACUACAUUUCCAUCUCCUCUCCUGACUUCAGAACGACCCGCUGUGAAUCUCCCAAAAGACCUUAUUGGUCUCCAGACCGAAUGCCGGAAGCGUAAUCUGCCUGUCACAGGUUCCAAGCAGGAGCUAGCUGACCGUCUCUCUGCCGACGCAAUGCUACAAUCACGCAGCUUCAGCAGCGCUAUUCAGGACAUGAAGCGUCCAGCAGCCUCCGAAGCUGACGCAUACAUGGCCAUGCCUCCAGUCCGACACUUCAACACCAGCCGAACCCUGAAGUCCGUCAAUGACAGCUCUACAAUCGACUUCGCCUACUUCCCCGACUUCAAUCCUGAUGUUGAGGCUCCUCCUCCAAGCAUCCGCGUCCCCCUUCUUCCACAGAGUGUGGCUGCACCCAAUACCGCCAAAUUCUCCGAGGAGGCUCAGGAAUCGGAUGUGAUGCGCGGUACCAUAGUUACUGCUUCGGCUGAUUCUACUCACAUAAGUACUCCGUCUGCCAUGGCAGAUGUGCACGAUAACAAUUCAAUUGAUAUUGGGGAGAUGGCUCAAAAAGUUGCUGCUGCAGCCCAAAAGGUCAAAGAGGCUACAGUGGAUGAGACACCUGUUGUUCGGAAAGUUUGGAAUGGCUUUCUGGACGAUCUCCUUGGUCCCAAGUCAUCUAAAGCGACUUCCUAAGGUAGACGCCGAUGCGACCUGUAUGAUGUGACGAAGCGGUGAGCAUUUCAUUGACUACGUAUCUGCACACAAGUUUUCGAAGUAUGCGUUAGUCCGUUUCUUUUGUUCGCCAGUCUCAACUACGGAGUCUAAUGUGCGAAUCUACCUCUGACCUUCGUUUCUGAGUUUGAACAAGGCCUGGAAGCGCUCUAGCCAUUGGCAAACGACAUAUAUUAGUAUUGACGUAGUUAGCGUAUAAACACAAUGCGCAUUUAACAUCGCACCUUGACUUCCAAUCCUUCCGACU
Messenger RNA from Pseudovirgaria hyperparasitica, 1425 nucleotides. RefSeq lists its product as uncharacterized. The coding region runs from base 372 to 1139 and encodes 255 amino acids. The transcript has 3 exons. Lineage: Eukaryota; Fungi; Ascomycota; Dothideomycetes; Acrospermales; Acrospermaceae. The record is from RefSeq and is a predicted model, not a curated record.